This is a messenger RNA of Lentinula edodes (shiitake mushroom), 537 nucleotides long. RefSeq lists its product as uncharacterized. The record is from RefSeq and is a predicted model, not a curated record. The transcript has 5 exons. Bases 1 to 537 code for a protein of 178 amino acids. Lineage: Eukaryota; Fungi; Basidiomycota; Agaricomycetes; Agaricales; Omphalotaceae.
AUGGACACUCGCCACACCCUUCAUCUCAGUGAUACAGCGAGUGUCAACUGUCGUGAAGAAUUCCAAGGUCUGUUGAAGAUGCUGCAAGCAGCAGUCCACAAGCACGAGCGUGUCUUCUCGGAAUGUUACUCACGUCUUGAAAGCUAUAAAUUUGUUGAGGAACGACCAAAGCCUCUCGCCUGCUUCUAUCUGGAAAUCAUGAGACUCAAGACUUUGGUCAGAAAGCUAUCGGCCGAGAUUGCUCGCGUCAAACAACCUACUGUCCAUAUCAAAAUAUUCCUUCCGUGUCUGCCCACAACUUGUGAGCUUCUCGUCAAUGGGUUCGAUGAUUCACACGUGCAACUCUGCAAAGUAGACCGGCAGAUCUCCCUCGCGGUUGUUAAAGCUAUAGCUUGCAGCAGUAGGCCAGGUGCUAUCUCUCUGGAAGACCAGACUUCUAAGAUUACUGAGAUCUUGAAAACUCUACUGCGUCAAAUUACCCACAUUGAAAUCAUAAUUCAAUUACUGCCCUCGAGAAGGAAUGCUUCUAGCAAGUAA